AAGCCCAAACUAUAUUUUCCUGAUGAAAGCCCAUGUUAGUAUUUGUUUGAUCAGAUUUCUUUUCUUCUGUUGUUGGAUGAUAAGUGUCCAAAUCAAGCAAGGGAUAAAGAAAAAGAUAGAAGAAUAUAUUGUAUAAAGGCUUUCAAUUCAUCGAUCGCGAGGACUGAGAAUAGUUGAGGUGGUGGAUCUGAGAGCAAAAAUAGAUGUUGAUUUCAUGACUGAAUGGAUAAGAAACAACAUAUCGCUAUAUUUACUACUGCGAGCCUUCCAUGGAUGACUGGAACUGCCGUUAACCCUCUCUUUCGUGCAGCAUGCCUUUCGAAAGAUGAGAGAUGGGAUGUUACUCUGGUGAUUCCUUGGCUGUCUAAGAGAGAUCAGGACUAUGUGUAUCCCAAUAAGAUCACAUUUGACACGCCCUCAGAGCAGGAGAUUUAUGUACGGCAGUGGCUUGACGAAAGAAUUGGGCUUAAGUCUACUUUCCAAAUAUUGUUUUAUCCUGGAAAGUUUUCCAGAAAAAUGGGGAGCAUUUUCGGUGUUGGAGAUAUUACAGAAAUCAUCCCUGAUGAAGAGGCAGAGAUCGCUGUCCUUGAAGAACCAGAGCAUUUAACAUGGUAUCACCACGGAAAGAGAUGGAAAGUAAAAUUCCGCCUUGUUGUUGGAGUUGUUCACACAAACUAUUUGGAAUAUGUCAGAAGAGAAAAGAAUGGGAGAAUGCAAGCAUUCCUUCUUAAAAACAUGAAUAGCUGGGUUGUUAAUAUCUACUGCCACAAGGUCAUAAGGUUAUCUGCGGCUACCCAAAAAUUUCCGAGAUCUGUUAUCUGCAAUGUUCAUGGAGUAAAUCCAAAGUUCCUUGAAAUUGGCAGGAGAAAGAAAGAGCAACAAGAACAACUUGGAAAUAAGGCUUUCAGAAAUGCUGCCUACUACAUUGGGAAGAUGGUAUGGAACAAGGGUUACAAAGAGCUACUUCAACUUCUUUGUUCUCACCAAAAGGAGCUCAAAGAACUUGAAAUUGAUUUAUAUGGCAGUGGUGAGGAUUCUGAUCAGGUCCGGGAAGCUUUCCAGAAGCUGGAUUUAAAGGUUCAAGUUCAUCCUGGGCGUGAUCAUGCUGACAUUGUAUUUCAUGACUAUAAGCUUUUUCUUAAUCCAAGCACGACGGAUGUGGUUUGCACAACAACAGCAGAAGCACUGGCUAUGGGCAAAUUAGUUGUAUGCGCCAACCAUCCCUCAAAUGAAUUUUUCAAGCAGUUCCCAAAUUGCAAAAUGUUCGAGGACGGGAUUGGAUUUGUAGAAGCUACAUGCAAGUCACUUGCUGAGGAUCCCAGCCCACUAAGUGAUGCGGAGAGGCACAAACUGUCAUGGGAGGCUGCAACAGAGCGGUUUUUAAGCGCUGCAGAGCUGGACAUUGCACUUAAGAACAAAUUACCUGAGACUCCAAAUCAUUUUAUCUCUAAAUCCUUUUUUGUUCUGAGGAAUCUCGAGUAUGCAUCUGCAUUGAUGCACUACAUUGGAUCUGGACUCUUAAGUUCAAAACCAGAUGAAGAACAGCGCAAAGAGCUCGGCUUGGCUACACCUUCUACGCAAAAGGAAUUCUCCUUCUGUGCUUGCGGUUUCGGUGGUUCAUGGAAGAGGAAAGAUGGACGCUAAAUGCUCAAAACGUUUGAUUGGUUAUUUUGUGUUAGAACAUGUAUAAGCUUUGUCAUUUUUUCAAAUCCCGGCAGAUGAUAAAGUAUUAACUGAACUUUUCAUUUGUAUGAUGCUUGACAACACUGCUGAAAAAGUUGCGGAUUAACACGUUA
Messenger RNA from Daucus carota subsp. sativus, 1796 nucleotides. Its product is annotated as digalactosyldiacylglycerol synthase 2, chloroplastic. Lineage: Eukaryota; Viridiplantae; Streptophyta; Magnoliopsida; Apiales; Apiaceae. Gene Ontology annotation, biological process: galactolipid biosynthetic process. The record is from RefSeq and is a predicted model, not a curated record. Gene Ontology annotation, cellular component: chloroplast outer membrane. Gene Ontology annotation, molecular function: digalactosyldiacylglycerol synthase activity. Bases 223 to 1644 code for a protein of 473 amino acids. The transcript has 7 exons.